AUGUGUACAUUUGGUGGAAUUCUAACUGAAUAUCCAUGGAUAUCUGUCGAUUCGUUUACACAAAACAAUUGUCAAACAUCACGUGUUUUCUUCAUUUCACAUAUACAUACAGAUCAUCUUCGUGGUUUAGAUGACGAAACGUUUUCGAACUAUGCCAAGAGCAAUCGUGCAACCCGUAUAUAUUGUUCAGAAGCCACACGAUAUUUUCUCUCCCAGUUAUCUGCAUACAAACACCUAUCACAAUUCUAUUCAGUUCUUAAUGUUGAUCAACCAUUUACCAUACAAAAUCCCGAGAAUGACAAUAGUUCAGUAACAGUGACUUGUUUUGGAGCAGGUCAUUGCCCGGGCUCGUUAAUGCUACUUUUCGAAGGUUUAUAUGGAACUGUUUUAUACACCGGUGAUUUUCGUCUUUAUUCUCAUCAAUCCAACCGUCAUCGUGUUAUACUUUCGAAAAAACGCAUCGAUAGUCUCUACAUUGAUAUGACAUUUUUUGAACCGUCAAUUCGUCAGUUACCUCAACGUGAACAAGCUUGUGAGAAGUUGAUUGACUUCAUUCAACAGAACCAAGAUCGACGCUUUUAUUUGAAAACAUCAGCGCGCGUCGGCUAUGAAUAUAUCUACAUGUCAUUAUAUCGACAUUUCGCAAUUCCUAUUCAUGUUAGCACAGAGCAAUAUCAUUUGUACGAUUGUUUACCACAAGUUCAACAAGCAUUGACUACAGAUGGUCAAAGCACAAGAUUACAUGCAUGUUGGCCAAGAUGUUCACAUACAAAUCCAUCAAUCAAGAUCGUACUUUCCGUUCUUUGGUUUACAUUACAGCAGCAGCAACACUUUCAAUCGCCGCUAAUUCAAAUCAGCAUUGAUUUCUAUCGUCUUUGCUAUUCUCUACAUUCGUCUUAUAACGAAAUAUGUACAUUUAUUAAACAAAUCUCUCCUACUCGUGUUCAUCCCAUUGCAUUACCCGAUCAUGUCACAUCCGAUCGAUUCAACGAACUUCUCAAGCAAUUAGGAAUCGAUCAGACAUCAGUGAAAAACUUUUCAUCGAAUAAUACCGAACAGCAGAUCAAACGACGAUACCAUACAAUAGAGAACACCAAGAUCAACGAUGAUGAUGAGCUCGACUUCGAUUGUUAUAAAAAUGAGAAGCAAUUAUUUAAACGAAUUACUAAUUUGCACCGAACCGUCACAAAAAAACCGAAGAUCGAUGAAUAA
Adineta ricciae is the source of this 1212-nucleotide messenger RNA. NCBI's taxonomy places the organism in Eukaryota, Metazoa, Rotifera, Eurotatoria, Adinetida, Adinetidae. The record is from the annotation of a GenBank genome assembly.